Messenger RNA from Trichoderma aggressivum f. europaeum, 444 nucleotides. RefSeq lists its product as uncharacterized. NCBI's taxonomy places the organism in Eukaryota, Fungi, Ascomycota, Sordariomycetes, Hypocreales, Hypocreaceae. The transcript has a single exon. The record is from RefSeq and is a predicted model, not a curated record. The coding region runs from base 1 to 444 and encodes 147 amino acids.
AUGUCCUGCAAGUCACUAGAUCCCUCAAGCGGCAUCUGCUUCGCCAGCAGCAACAACCUCACCUUACUACUCUCAACCUUCAAAGAUUGCUGCGACCUUGCUCCCAUCGUCCAGUACUACGACAGCUCUAUUGGAUGCAGUGCUUAUUGUCCCCUCAUGCCCAAUGGCCGAAAGGGCCGUUCGCUCCGGGAUUGCCUUGCCGAGAAUCUGAAGACUGCCUCGUGCUUUAUGCCAGAUGAUGUUGCUGCUGCUCCAGGCGUUAUUGCGCAAGCCAGCAAGGCUGCUAAAGAGCCUGUUUGCUCGGCUUGCGCUGCUGCAUCGGCGACGACGACGACUGGGGCUGCGGUUCGGAUGUAUAGUGCUGAAACAAGUUCAUGGAAGACUGGGCUUACCGUUGGGGCCGUGUUAUUUACUGGAAUGUUCGCUGGGGGGUUCUUGAUUUAA